Linum trigynum is the source of this 1036-nucleotide messenger RNA. Lineage: Eukaryota; Viridiplantae; Streptophyta; Magnoliopsida; Malpighiales; Linaceae. The record is from the annotation of a GenBank genome assembly.
AAACAGUACCCCAGCAUACUAAUUGUCUCAACUCUCAACCAUUAAUGGCUUCCCAACCCCUAGUAUCUCAUCAUCAGGCUUUGCUAGCGCUUAUGGUUCUGGCAGUGUUAGCAUUCACUCCCUCCAAAACUUUCGCUACGGUGUUCAUUGUGGGUGGCGAUCAAGGCUGGCGAGCACGCGUCGACUACGCCGUCUGGGCCGAGGGCAAGGUGUUCCGCGUCGGCGACAAGCUUGUUUUCAAGUACCCCAAGUGCUUCCACAACGUGGUGAAGGUGAACGAGUACCAGUUCCAGAAGUGUAGCGCUCCAAGAGGGGUGAAGGCCCUGGCCACCGGGAACGACGUCGUCGAACUCAAGACUGUUGGGAGGAACUUCUACAUUUGCAGCGUGGGCAGGAACUGCGCCGAUGGCUGCCAGAAGCUUGUGAUUGAUGUGAAGCCACAUCAUGGAACAGCCGGCCAUUAGGCGGCAUUAAUAAGCUAGUGCUUUUGUUAUGGCUGGUUGCCCGGUUGUUGAGUGUUGUUUGUGUGUUUCUCGGUGAAACAAAUAUGGGAAUAGCUUGUAAGUCUAUCGGUUAGGGAGAUCUCCAUCUAAGUCAAGGCUUUGUAGUGUCGAAGCAAAUUAUUAUUAUAUAAUAAAAGAUAAUGUUACGUUGUUUUUGUUAGAAUGUUGUAUAAGAUCCAGCAAAACCUUCUCCCAACAACUCGGGUUAUUGGGAGCAACUGGUUCUUAACAUGGUAUCAGAGCCUCGAACCAAAAGGUCAUGUGUUCGAAUCUCCACGACCCCCAAUAUUAACCGUUGUCUUUCAAGCACAUGGUAUGAUGGGCUUGUGCAAACUUCAAGCCCAUGGGUUGGCUUUCAUUUGAGGGGGCGUGUUAGAAUGUUGUAUAAGAUCCAGCAAAACCUUCUCCCAACAACUCGGGUUAUUGGGAGCAACUGGUUCUUGACAGUUUUUACUUUGUCGUUGUAUCAGAGCGACGCCCACAUUAGUGUAAUCUUAUGAGACACGCGGCGACAUUAAAUCAUUAAUUAGCCA